AUGGUGUACAAGCAACUCAACUCAAUGCUCUUUCUAACGCCAAAGCUGCUCUAUGUGGCAGUGAACGUAGAGUACUUUCUGUUCUACAAUCUUCGGCAGACUUUCUUAACAUCAAGAGGAAUAAAGGACGGACAGCAAACAAUUACUCUCAUUGUCAUGCUUUUGAGCACUUUUGUGAGCAAUAUGGGAAUUGCGUAUCUAGCAGACAAGCUGCAAAGGCCCAAGCUCAUUUUGAUACUUUGUCUGCUCUCUUCCUCUGUUCUUUUCCAGUUCCUGCUGCUCCCCAUUCCCUCCAUUUUCUGCUCUGUUGUCUUCAUUCUCUACUCGAUGCUCAUCCUCUCCACGCUUCCUCUGCUCGACAGACUCGUGCUGGACUAUCUGCAGAAAGUCCUGGAGGCACCCGCCUCUCUCUACGGAAGACAGAGAAUGUUCGGAACUCUUACAUACUGCAUGAUAAAUUAUGUCGUUGAGUCACUGGUUUUCACAAGGGGAACAAAAGACAGCAAAGUAGGGAACUACAACAAUCUGUCCCUUCUGUACAUAAUAUGUGCGGUUAUAGCAGGCGGCCUGGUGUAUCUCCUCGCGCCUGGGGACAGAGUCCGAAGAGUCACAUCGUCAUCGAGUAGAAACCCUCCGCAGUUUACGAAGGUCCUUAAAAACCCAGCGUACAUGUUCUUCCUGCUGAUUAUCCUCAUGAACGGAGUAACUCGCGGUGUGAUGAGCAUGUAUCUAAGCAGCUACUACAAAAACAUCCUUAACUUCAACGACUUCAAGCCUCCCUCGUCUCUGCCAACGUAUCUGCAAUGGGCGCUGGAUGUGUUCUACGCAAAUCCCAUGUCUACGUGCAGCACCUUUGGGAUUAUCCUGGAGAUCAUGAUUUUCUUCUCCUCGGAGUGGCUGCUCGGAGUGUUUGGGUUGUACUGGUCUUUUUUGUUCUCGCAGAUGGCGCAGGGCCUGAGAUUCUUCCUCUACACCUUUAUCACAGAGACAGAUCCCUACAGAUUUGAGAAAUGCUGUGCAAUUGAGUUUCUAAAGGGCGUGAACUUUGGGCUCACCCAUCUCUCGGGAGUGCAGUUGGCAGUUCUUCUCGUGCCAAGUAACCUCAAAUCAACGAGCCAAAUGAUAUACGCUGGAACAUUUGUGUGUCUGGGCACAGUUGCUGGUGUAAUUGCUGGGCAUUUCCUUAAGAUAGAUACGUACGAAGGCGUCCAGAGGAUCUUCAACGGAUGCGCACUGCUCUCUCUUGCAGCUAUAGGACUUAUCAUCUUAAAGUACGGAUUUAUAGACGGCAAGCUGUGGGGAAGGAAUGCAAGAGAAAUACCGGAAGCACCUCUCACAGCGCAGACCACACACAGCUCACUGGCAAGCAAAGACCUGCGCAAAGAGGGAAUUACAGCAGCCAGUAAAUGA
This is a messenger RNA of Nematocida minor, 1410 nucleotides long. RefSeq lists its product as uncharacterized. The record is from RefSeq and is a predicted model, not a curated record. The coding region runs from base 1 to 1410 and encodes 469 amino acids. The transcript has a single exon. Gene Ontology annotation, cellular component: membrane. NCBI's taxonomy places the organism in Eukaryota, Fungi, Microsporidia.